AUGUUCAAGAAACUCCCCAGGGAAGUGUACGACUGCAUCCUUGCGCAGUUAGAUCUGAUCUAUCAGGACCACAACCAAGCUUGUACAUCGUGUUAUCUUGGAGACCUCCACAGCCUGUCGUUGACGAGCCGUGCAUGGGACAAGGCUGCAAGUGCCGUCAUGUACCGCAAAGCUCUAGUAAUUACCAAUGAAGAGCAUGGAGGGCUUCCGAAACUCAAGACAAAGGGCACAAGCAGAUUAAAACUUUUGCGGAGGACACUUCGCGAGAAUGCUGGACUAUCCCGACGUGUAUUGGAAUUACACUUGUCUGACUUCCAAUUGCUUUACGAGAACGCAACCAUUGAGCGAGAAGAGAUCGUGGAUCUUGUCGCUUCCUUGGUUAUGGCUUGUCCGCGUUUGGAACGCCUAGUCGGAUUCCACGUUCACUUCUCACAAGCCUUCGACCGAUUGUCGCAUGCGCUGUCUACAAGGCGAAAUCUCAAGGAAAGAGUGUGGAUGUUGACCAAUGCGGAUGGAGACACCGGGGCAGAUGAUGACGACGAGACGAUCAGAGGCAACUACAUCGCCGAAUGUGACCCAACCGAACGUUUCCUCGACCUGAGCUCUCAACACUCCAUGCUCUCUAGUCUGGUUUUGUUUCAGGAGCAAUGCCAGUCGUUGACACAUCUCAAUUUCCGAGCUGUGGUUGGGACUUUCAGAAACUCUCCACAUUUGCAAAAUCUCGCGAUUUCUGGACUGGCGGCGCACUCAUUCACCAACAUGGCUCUGAACGCUAUACCGACGAACUUACAGUCACUGCGCCUUGAGAACCUCCCCGGUAUCACGGAGAAAGGUAUACAGCGCCUUGCUACCUCGCAGCAGGCCGUAUCGAUCCAAAAACUGACGCUUGUGGACCUGGAAAUUGGAAGCGUACUCACCAUCGCGGACAUUCUUUCUCCCCGUCUUACCAGCUUGAAAGAGUUCUCGCUCGUCCAAACCAGAGCACCCACAUUAUCGAGGCGAAAUUUCGAUCCUGAGUUCGGUUCGCCAUCAGUUCGAUAUAUCCACUGGGAAAUACGCCUCGAGGCCUCUCCGCUGCCUUCAUUCAUUUCACCCACAUUUGCAGAGCUCCCAGAAUCACAACCAUUUCCUUUCGCAAACGUUGAACCGAUAUGCUGCCACGCCACAUCCCUGCUCGCAGCAAGUAUCCAGGCCAACGCUUUUCCAUUGCUACGUCGCAUUCGCAUCCCUCACGACCCUCAAGGUGUCAUUCAAUCGCUUUGUAAACCUCUUGCGACAGCACUCCUUCCGUCCGACACAUCCAAGAUUGCGACGGCUUCACGCAUCUCCACUCCGGACGGAUUUUCCAUCAUUUUAGAAGAGCCUGUCGUGGAUUCCGCAAAGACACACAGAGCGUCCACUUACGGGGUGACAUCAACAUCACGUGUAGACUCUGUAGUCGGCUCCCCGACCUUCGAAUCGAAUCAUGCAGCGGUCGCUCUUACACCGAUGCGAUCGCGUCUUGCAGCACAAUCGCGGAUUCUCGCUGCUAGGAAGGAUGCUGCCAUGACAAUCUGUGUGUCGAGCCCCGAGGGCGAGGUUAAAGUGAACAAGAUCAUUGGUGGCCAUGUCGGAUACGUAGGCAGCAGAAUUACCUACGACCUGAGGGCUGAUAAUGAAACGGUAGGGCGAACCGAAUGGAUCGUAGGGAUGAAUGACUUGGUCGGUAAUGCUGAGAAAGAGAACCGGGACAUGUUCGAAAGUAGUCGAAGAAGUUGUGGACAUCUUGUUGGUAGCGGAGGGGGCAACGUAGUGGGGGUUGAGGAUCUUUUCUGA
Molecule: messenger RNA, 1815 nt
Organism: Alternaria rosae
Lineage: Eukaryota; Fungi; Ascomycota; Dothideomycetes; Pleosporales; Pleosporaceae
Exons: 1
Coding region: 1-1815 (604 amino acids)
Source: RefSeq, a predicted model, not a curated record